AUGCAAAAUCCCGAGCAGGAGAUCCGCGACGUCGUCAAGAACCUGACCACCGCCCCGUCGCCCGACGUCCAGAAGGCCACGGCGCACCGCUACCUCACCCACGACGCAGGGUUCCGCCACCCAGUGUGCGCCGUGAAACCGCAGCCAGGGUCGAGGGACACGGUCCUCGGUGUAUAUCAGUGGUACCGCGUCAUGUCGCCGAAGCUGGAGCUCGACGUGAAGUCAGUCACAUAUAACCAAGAAGAGUCGAUGAUAGUGCUGGACAUCGUGCAGACAUUCCAUAUAUUUAUUUCGCCUUUCAAGCCUGCGCCGUCGCGGUGA
Molecule: messenger RNA, 321 nt
Organism: Pleurotus ostreatus (oyster mushroom)
Lineage: Eukaryota; Fungi; Basidiomycota; Agaricomycetes; Agaricales; Pleurotaceae
Exons: 3
Coding region: 1-321 (106 amino acids)
Source: RefSeq, a predicted model, not a curated record